CUUUUCUGUAAGAAAUCGAAUUUUAAAAAAGUUGUUAAGUUAUAUAUGCAUUACUUUUAGAUUUUUAAUUAUGUAAAUGAGUUGUCAAUUAUGGAAUUAAAAAAAAAAUGUACAGUUCCCUUGUUCUAUAGUCGUAAGUUAUGUUAUUCGCCGCCCAAAAUCCUCGGUUGAUUCACCAAUACAACUUUUUUUUUGGACUUUCUUUAUUCCUAUUUUCUUACCUCGUACUUCCUUUCCCUUACACAACAACAACAACAACCAAAUCUGCACUAAAAGGUCAACCAACAUUCAUCUAUUGUGAUACUGCGUAUGAACAAUUGCUUGAAAUUCAUUGUUCUGUGAUUCUUCCUGCUUGAUUUAAGCUAGCUCUUCAUCAAAAUCUAUCGAGCUUUGUUGAAGGAUGUCGUUCGUUGUGGGAUUGAUAAUCGGAAUUACGAUUGGAUUUGCAUUGAUUAUUGGAUUUGUUCGAUCGGAAAAUGGUCGAUCUAAGCGUCGUUCUGCACUUGCAACAAUGAUUGCUGCGCUUGCAAGAAUGACUCGUGAAGAUUCACAAAAAUUGCUCACAAAAGAGUAUUACCCUUCGUGGUUGGAUUGGCUUAAUGCUCAUCUUACAAAGAUCUGGCCCUAUGUUGAUGAGGCAGCUUCUGAGCUUAUAAAGGCUAAUGUGGAGCCAAUUCUUGAGCAAUAUAGACCGAUUGUACUUUCUUCUUUGACUUUUUCCAAGCUUACUCUUGGCACUGUUGCACCACAAUUUACAGGAGUUUCUGUUAUUGAAGAAGAAAGUGAUGGAAUAACUUUGGAAUUGGAGAUGAAAUGGGAUGGAAACCCAAGUAUAGUACUUGAUGUCAAGACUAGACUUGGUCUGGGAUUGCCUGUGCAGGUGAAGGAUAUAGCAUUUACAGGGGUUUUUAGGUUAAUUUUCAAGCCACUUGUUGAUGAAUUUCCUUGCUUUGGAGCUGUGUCAUUUUCUUUGAGAAAGAAGAAAGAUAUGGAUUUUACUCUGAAAGUAAUUGGUGGUGACAUAUCUGCUAUUCCUGGUGUUGCCGAUGCUCUUGAGAGUACCAUACAUGAUGCAGUUGAGGAUUCGAUCACAUGGCCUGUUCGAAAAGUUAUUCCCAUUCUCCCUGGUGAUUACAGUGAUCUUGAAUUAAAGCCCAUGGGAAUAUUGGAGGUGAAACUUGUACAAGCACACGGUUUAACUAAUAAAGAUUUAAUCGGAAAAUCCGAUCCAUUUGCAAAAUUAUAUAUACGCCCUUUACGUAGUAAAAUGAAAACCAGCAAAGUUCUUGAUAAUGAUUUGGAUCCAGUUUGGAAUGAACAUUUUGAGUUCGUAGUUGAAGAUAUUUCCACCCAACAUUUGACUGUAAAAAUAUACGAUGAUGAUGGGAUUCAAGCUUCAGAACUCAUUGGAUGUUGUCAAGUGAAGUUAAGCGAACUUAACCCUGGUAAAGUGAAGGAUGUGUGGUUAAAAUUGGUAAAAGAUUUGGAGAUCCAUAGAGAUAAUAAAGAUAGAGGAAAGGUGCACUUGGAGUUGUUAUAUUAUCCACAUGGUGUGGGAAACGGGUUUAUCAACCCGUUUAAUUCCACGUAUUCAAUGACAUCUUUGGAGAAGGUUCUAGAAGAUGGUUCAGGGGGUGAAAAUGAUUUAUCGGGGAAAGCCGAUCCUUUUGUGGUUCUCAUUAUGAAAAAAACCGGGAGCAAAAACAAAACCAGGGUGGUAAAUGAAAAUUUGAAUCCAGUUUGGAAUCAGACAUUUGACUUUGUUGUUGAGGAUGGUUUACACGAUAUGCUCAUUCUGGAAAUAUGGGACCAUGAUACGUUUGGGAAGGAUUUCAUGGGGAGAUGCAUUUUGACACUAACAAGGGUUAUAUUAGAAGGGGAAUAUAAAGACAAUUUUCAAGUUGAGGGUGCCAAAUCUGGAAAACUUAGCUUAAAUCUCAAAUGGGCACCUCAGCCGAUUUUUCGUAGAUCUUAGCAUUUGUUUUUGUGUGGGUGGGUGUAGAAUUUUUUAAAACUUGAGAAAUCUAUGGUCAUUUUGGAGUGACGAUGUUGUUGUGCUAUUGUAACGUUGGUUAAGAAGUUGAUUAGAAUGACAUUUGAACUUACAAACAACAAUUACACUUUAUAAAAUGCAA
Lactuca saligna is the source of this 2135-nucleotide messenger RNA. The record is from the annotation of a GenBank genome assembly. NCBI's taxonomy places the organism in Eukaryota, Viridiplantae, Streptophyta, Magnoliopsida, Asterales, Asteraceae.